This is a messenger RNA of Ictidomys tridecemlineatus (thirteen-lined ground squirrel), 1226 nucleotides long. NCBI's taxonomy places the organism in Eukaryota, Metazoa, Chordata, Mammalia, Rodentia, Sciuridae. The record is from RefSeq and is a predicted model, not a curated record.
CCCAAGCAGCUAGGAUCACAGGUGUACGUCACCAUGCCCAGCAUGACAGGCAGUUCUUUCCAUCUCAGGAAGACAAAGGAUGAGAUGUAGCUGAUAGAGAUGUUUAGUACAAAGCGCUAGUUUACAAUAAAAUAUGUUUCAAAAGAAAAGCUUUAAAAUUGCCCUUGACUGAAGAGUGCAAACAAAGGAUGUUCUUUUGCCUGUGGGAUAGUUCUAAAUGGAAAAAUCAAUGGGAAUUGUUGCUAAAGUAUUUUCCAGUAUCAUCUAAAGUGUUUUUCUUUUGAAGUUCUCUGAGUUCUGGGAGAUCUGUUUGACCCCUUGGCCUCCAUGGAAGACUCAUCCUCCAAUAGCAACUGCACUGAUGAAGAGGACUGCAUUUCUGAAUCUGAAUCCAACCUGAGCCUCUCUGUAGGCUAUUUCCCCUAUGAGGACAGCAUUGCCUAUGAAGACACAACCUCCUGUGAAGACUUGACUUCCGAAGGUUUUUCCUGCCACUUUCUCCCUCCCAUCCAAGGGACAUGGGGGAUCAAAAGUUUAAGGAGGUCUAUUGGGAUAAGAGAUCAAAUUCAGGACAACCCAGAGAUAUUUUCCAAACUAACCAUCUCACUGGCCUGGGAUGUUGAUAUGGGCUCUGAUCAUCAAGACUCACUAUCUAAUUUAGAUCUAAAUGGAGACAACCAGUGGAUAGGAAAGUGGCCACAGGAGAAGACAAAACUGACUCUCUGCAAACUGGACAAUCUAAUGCAAAAGCUUAAGGCAUUUCUAGAAAAUCAGAAAGAAGAUACAGAUGAUGACUCUGUGCUCUCUCAAUCUACUCAGGAGGAAGAUCUCCAACCUUCCAGCUACUUCCCUCUCAAUAUGUAUCAGAUGAUAAGCGAGGUGUAUGGCACUGCAGAGACUCCCUCAGUCUCAGCAGGGCAGCCAAAGGAGACUGACACAUCUUCCAUCACAGAAACCACAUCCUGUCUGAACUUCCGGUCCAUCUUUCACUGGCUCAGGACACGGCUCUUCUCUUCCCUACCUGGGAGAAAGCACCCUGAAAGGUCAACCAAGAGCCCCAGUCUGCUGGAGCCAAAGAAAAGAUAUUUCCUUAGAGGGAAGAAAAUCAAACCUCAAGAAUCCCUUGAAUCGCUACAACCUAUAACCCCAGAUUUUUAAAAUUUUGACCCUAUUGAAUGGUCCCCAUAGUUUUAUGUUUUGCCAAUAAACAAGAUAAAUAUUAUCCA